UUGCCGAAAAGUCUUCUGCUAAACGAGAUUCUGCUUAUUUACUCGCCGUAUGUAAAAAUUGUACACAAAUAUAGUUAUUGUGGUUGCAAAUAACUUUCUCAACAUGGCAACAUUAAGAAAUUUGACGCCGAAAUUUUUUCUUAAUCCCAUUGAAUCCCUAAUCAAAGUCAGCACUACUCUCUCAGUACCUUGUCGUUAUGCCUCUAAAAAAACGGCUGGCGCUGGAAAUAAAAAUGCUGGAAAUGCUAGAGCCAAACAUAGGGGCUGGAAGAGACAAGAUGGUGCCAUAGUAACAGCAGGAACUAUCUUGGCUACUCAAAAUAAAACGCGUUGGCAUCCUGGUCUCAAUGUUGGAUUUGGAAAAAAUGGUACUUUGCAUGCACUGGUUUCGGGUAAAGUAGUUGUAACAUGUGAAAAAAUUGAUCCAAACUGGGAUCAUACAUGGAUUCAAAGAAAUUAUGGUGAGGAGAGGAAAAAUCAAGUGAUUUACAAAAAACAUUGGAAUGUCAUUCCAGAACCUCAACAUAGAACAUUCAAAUUAUUGGAUAAAAUAUAAUGUGAGGCUUCUGGCAAUGUUGUAAAAUUUAAUAUAUUUUCUAAGUUUAAUAAAUGUAAUGUGUUUAGUCUUUGUACAAUUG
This is a messenger RNA of Phymastichus coffea, 638 nucleotides long. RefSeq names its product large ribosomal subunit protein bL27 (gene mRpL27). Gene Ontology annotation, cellular component: ribosome; mitochondrial large ribosomal subunit. The transcript is spliced from 3 exons. Gene Ontology annotation, biological process: translation. The record is from RefSeq and is a predicted model, not a curated record. Gene Ontology annotation, molecular function: structural constituent of ribosome. Lineage: Eukaryota; Metazoa; Arthropoda; Insecta; Hymenoptera; Eulophidae. The coding region runs from base 104 to 556 and encodes 150 amino acids.